Molecule: messenger RNA, 933 nt
Organism: Emiliania huxleyi CCMP1516
Lineage: Eukaryota; Haptophyta; Isochrysidales; Noelaerhabdaceae
Exons: 7
Coding region: 1-933 (310 amino acids)
Source: RefSeq, a predicted model, not a curated record
AUGCCUCUCCUCGUCGGCCUCCUUCGCUUCGCCGCCCUCACUCUCCCUCCGCCCGCUCUCACUGCACGCCGCUGCUCUCCUCCGCGCCGCUGCUCGCCACCAUCAAUGGCCGACGCGGAGGCGGCUAGGGCGGAGCGUCUCCGCGCGCUCGGCUUCGACUACCAAUCGGAGCUCUCGCGCGUCACGAGCGUGAAGCAGCCCGUCAAGCAGCCUCCGCCUCCAGAGUGGCUCGCCGAGGCCAACGCCGCCCGCCGGUACGAGCUCUGGCUCGAGGAGGGAGGCGCUCGCUGCGACGCGGUCAACGUGGUUCCCGCCGGCGACGCGGAACGCUUCGCGCUCGUCACUUCCGGCGCCGUCGCGGAGGGGAGCACGUUAUUCGAGGUGCCGGCGAGCAUGCUUCUCACUGCGGACGUGGCACUUCGCGACAGGACCGUUGGCCGUGACCUCUCCCUCGCUACGGCUGUGAAUGAGUGCCUCCCCGGCGCCGCCAUCAUCGCGCAGCUGGUAGAGCCGGUGGCGCGCAGCGCGUGGAUGCGGACCACGCAGCGCAGCGGCGUGGCGCAGGCGAGGAGGAGGAGAGGCGAGGCCCGUGCCGGCGACGCUCUGCUGCUGGCGAUGGAGGCGCAGUUCGGCCCUCCCCCCCCUCUCGACAGCGCGUCGGGGGAGCGGCGGUGCGUCGCGACUCGCGAUUUGCCAGCCGGCGCCCUCGUGAUCGCUGCCGACUACCGGGAGGAGGAGCGGCCUCCCGCGGCAGGCGACCGGGUGACGGUCGUGUCUGGCGCGCUGAGCGGGCGGGCGGGCGUGGUGGCGCGGGUGCGGGAGGAGGACGCUGCGGCGGUGGUUCGCUUCGACGGGUCGGACAAGCUCGUGGUUCUGGCGCCGAGCAAGCUCCGCGUGCAGGGCGCGAGGCCGCGCCGCAGCCAGCUGAUGUAG